CAUCGACGGUCAGUACGCGUUCGGGACACCUUCGUUGUAGUCCGCCGAAGGGAUCACCCGCGCGAGUUCUCUUCUCUGCGGCUUCUGCUGCGUCAUCGAGUAUCUGGUCGGACGAGUGCGUUUGCUAACCGGGAACCAACCGGUAGGGACACACGCGGCGAUCCUAAGCGUCCGAGAGCAUCGUCCUUGGGAUCUUGCCCCCUUUUACGGCCGCGUCGACUUAGGGGCAGUCGUCGUCGUCUAGUGUCGCACCGGCGACCGCAGUGCGUCCAGUGAAGUUAGAGGAUCGAGAACCGCGAGCAUCGGUCCCGGCUAAGAGAACUUAUCGUAGUGCGAAUCGUAGUGUCUUGUUUCUUUCUAGGCUUCUUCCUUCGACGCUGGGCUUCGUUACGACUUCUCAGGUAGGCACGUGAUUGCGAAAAUGGCAGCUUCGCCGUCUCAAUCGGUGUCGACGUGGUUCGAGGGUCGAAAUGUGUUCGUCACCGGGGGCAGCGGUUUUAUGGGCAAAGUUUUAAUUUACAAGCUGCUGGUCAGCUGCCCGAAUCUGGGGAACAUCUUCAUGCUGGUCCGAAAGAAGAAAGACGUUGACCCGCAGACCAGAUUGCUGCACAUGUUACAGCAAGAACCGUUCAAGUCGAUCAAAGAGAAAUCUCCGGAGAAGGUGAAGAAACUCAUCCUGGUACCUGGCGACACCACAAUGGACGGUCUCGCAUUAUCGACCGCCGAUAAGGAACGACUGAUUAAGGAAGUCAGCGUUGUCUUUCAUAUGGCGGCAAAUGUGAAAUUCGACCUGACGCUGAAGGAUGCUGUGCGAAUAAAUACCCAGGGCACCAUGAACGUCCUUAAACUCGCGAAGCAGAUGACGAGCUUGGAUUCGUUCGUUCACGUUUCCACGGCGUAUUGCCACUGCCACGAACCCGUGCUCGAGGAAAGAAACUAUCCAGUAUCGGUACAGCCCGAAGUCAUGAUAGACACCGUGAACAAUCUGAACGAGGACGUGCUCGUUUCGAUGACGCCGAAAUUGCUGGAAGGCCAGCCGAACACUUACGCCUUCAGCAAAGCGCUCAGCGAGGAUUUGGUCCAAAGAUCCGGCCUGCCGGCAGCUGUUGCUAGACCUUCGAUAGUGCUUGCAUCAUUGAAGGAACCAGCGCCCGGCUGGGUGGAGAACUUGAACGGGCCAACCGGUCUGAUGAUCGGAGCCGGCAAAGGCGUGAUCAGGACCAUGCUGUGCAACGACAAGUACUUCUUCAACAUAGUUCCAUGCGAUAUCGCGAUCAACGGCAUAAUCGCCAUGGCGUGGAAAGUCGGAAUCGAGAAACCCCAGGAGCCGAUAUACAUGAACGUGACGAACGGCGCCGAGAAUCCGAUCACUUGGCGGAGCGCCAUCGAAAUGGGCAAGAUACAUGCUAGGAACCAUCCGUUCUCAGGGAUUCUCUGGUAUCCAGGUGGAUCCAACACCAAUUCGGUGGCGUAUCACUGGAUCCGUGUAAUCUUGUUCCACCUUAUACCGGCAUACCUGCUGGACGGCGUGAUCAUGUUAUCUGGAAACAAACCGUUUUUGGUACGAGUUCAGCAGAAAGUCAACGCUGGCAUCAAAAUAGUACAUUACUACACGACCAAAGAAUGGAAAUUCCGAAACGACCGCAUGAAGGAGCUGAACCAACAAUUGAACUCCUCGGACAAAGAAGAGUUCUUUAUGGACAUAGCAGCGGUUUCGUGGAACGAGUUUCUAUUGACAUACUUGUUAGGCAUCCGAAAAUUCACGUUGAAAGACGACCCGUCGACACUGCCGCGUGCGCGACAGGUCAUGAACUACAUGUACUACGCGGACAGAUUCGUUAAGAUCGCGAUGGCAUUGUUGUUAGCGUGGUUCGUUUAUUCUUGCAUGAACAUGACAAGGGAACUCGCGAUCGCUCCGUUCGACGUGAACGAGAUUUAGCUGUACUGUUAAGUAAACCGCAGACUUUACCUCACGGUAAUUUUUUUAUAUCGUCGUAUCUGCCUCCUAAUCUGCCACGCCGUUAAACGUACGUCUCGUUGAUCGGAGUUCGGCAUUGUUCGAAUACAAUUCUAUUCGGAUAAUGAAAUUGCCACGAAUACGAUUCGUAAUUCGAGAAUUCAUUAAGCGCGCGUGUUAUCCGCUUCUUUUAAUUAUACACAGCGGUGGCGCAGAAUCGUGUCGAUUCAAUGUCGCGAUUUAAGUUUAACGAUAUUAAUUACACGAUAUCGAAACAGUGAUCGCCGCUUGAUUUAUCUCCAGUGGAAUCCUAUAUUCCUCUGUUGUCGACGCUUAUUUAUCUUCACGGAGAAUGCAAGCGUACAGCGCAUAUAAAUUAUCUUCGAAUCGCAAGGGCUUCAUCGGGCCGCGUUUUCUUUGACUAUAACGCGUGGAAGGAGACGCGAGGCUUCCGAUUCUGGAACGAAACUACUGUCUACAAUGAUGAAACGUCGCAGCAUAAUACAAUUAUCAUAGGAUUGACCUACUCGAGUCACGUCGGCGAAUCGAAUGCGGAUAUUUGUGAUAUCUAGAUUCUUGUCAUUGUUUUUUUAGCGGUUACGAAUCGAAAGAACGAUUCGGAGAUUGAACAUUCAGAUUGAAUUCGGCGAUCGAGCUCGACGGAGACGCCAACGUGCUGGCAAACAGAGAUGUCCGACUUUGUCUUCCAAUUAAUUAAAUCGUACGGUCCGCACGGUGUAAACGGAGUGGGAAUUAUCUGCAACAAAAAUGCACAAUGAGCAUUACAAUUAUCGCAAAUUUACAUAGGAACAUUUAUAUGUAGAUACUUUCAAAAGUGUUCGAUCAUGGAAACAAUUUUCGCGUGCGCUAGAAGAAUGCAAAAAAUUAGCAACUCAAUAGUAAGAAUGUUUUAUUGUUAUAAUGUACAUUGACACAGCGUGUUCGUUGCCACGAUUACUUAUUAUUUUUAAGUCGUAAAGUUAUUAUUAUUAUUAUUAUUAUUUCGUGUUGAACGAGUAUGUAUACGGGAACAUUGACUUUUCGUGCGACGCGGCGUAACCUGUGCGAUGUGUGAUCGUUAAGACGCAACGUAUAAAUAAGUUUAUAUGAUUGUACUGAUUAAUAAAUGUAAUAAGAUAAAAA
Molecule: messenger RNA, 3100 nt
Organism: Megalopta genalis
Lineage: Eukaryota; Metazoa; Arthropoda; Insecta; Hymenoptera; Halictidae
Product: putative fatty acyl-CoA reductase CG5065
Biological process (GO): long-chain fatty-acyl-CoA metabolic process
Cellular component (GO): peroxisome
Molecular function (GO): alcohol-forming very long-chain fatty acyl-CoA reductase (NADP+) activity
Source: RefSeq, a predicted model, not a curated record